Molecule: messenger RNA, 916 nt
Organism: Vollenhovia emeryi
Lineage: Eukaryota; Metazoa; Arthropoda; Insecta; Hymenoptera; Formicidae
Product: transmembrane protein 223
Exons: 5
Coding region: 189-905 (238 amino acids)
Biological process (GO): nervous system development
Cellular component (GO): mitochondrion
Source: RefSeq, a predicted model, not a curated record
UGAAUCCAGCCUUAGUGUACGCUCAGGCCUCGUGUUUAUGUGUCUGUGGACUCUCUAACCUAGCCUGAGGAAUCUUGAAAUUUUACGAUAAAUUGAAUAUUUAUAAAUAAAAUUCACAAAUUGCAGCGUACGUAGGAAAUACUUUGUAAGAAUAUAAAACUUUAACGGAGGACGAAAACUAUUUCAAAAUGUUGGGUCGAAUUUUUAAGUGUCCCAUUAUUUCUCAAACUUUAUUAACUCAAAUACGAUCUGUCCAUCGGAUAACACACAAGUAUUUUAUACAUGACAAGAAUACCUUUUCAACAACGAUGGCUGUUAGAAGGUUUCUAACUAGACGUACAAGCUCAAAUGGGUCGCUGCAAAAUGUAUUAAUACAGCAUCGACAAAUGUCGCACCUGGAUGUAAAUACGAAAGUAAAAAACAACGUAAUUAUAUACAAAAACGAUAGGAGCUUGUAUUUCCGAAAUGCAGGACUUUUUGGACUCGGACAAAUAUUUGGUUGGACAUUAUUGGCCUUUUAUACUUACAAGCCAUCAUUCUGGGAUAUAUUCAAUACUGAUAUAAAAUUUAAGGAAUAUUUCUCCAAUCAUCUGCUUCGACUUAAUCUGUUUCUUUUCUCAAUUAUUGCAGGCCCGUUCAUGUUUUUCUUUACGUAUGUUUUGUGCUCUCGUACUGUCAAAUACAUUAUCUUAAACAAGGGUGGUAAAACACUUUCGAUUACAACUUAUCACAUGCUAAGGAACAAAUCCAAUUUCAACGUACCAGUGGGAGUGGUAAGAAACGUCUCGGACAGGACCCUAGGAAGAGUCCUAGCACUUAAAAUAAAAGGUAGAUUCUUUUACUACUUGGUUGAUAAAGAAGGCACGUUUGUAAAUUCAAAACUUUUUGAUUAUGUAUUAGGGUAAUUAAUUUUAUA